GGCAGGGGGUGAAAUCAGGGCCGAGCUCCGCCUGCCCCGCCGGUCCAACAGAACAUAGAGGCCAGGACGCCGAGGAGGCUGCUCUAGCAAUUAAAGCAGAAUAUGUCCUAUGUAGAAAACAGAAAAAUCCGACAAGCAAAGCUGAAAUAUAUCACAGUGCUACCUCUCAGAGAUCAUAUGUGAAGUUGGACAGAGAGAGUCUGAAGAUGUGAAUGAAAGAGACCCCGAUAAAGAGAUGACCAGCUCCACGGCUGUUGAAGACAUGGCGAAGGAUGUGCAGGAGGAAAUGCCUGAAAUAAUUGAACAGAUUCCUUCUUCAGAAAGCAACUUAGAAGAGUUAACCCAACCACCCGAGUCCCAGGCUAGUGACGUUGGAUUUAAGAAGGUGUUUAAGUUUGUUGGUUUUAAGUUCACUGUGAAAAAGGAUAAGACCGAGAAGUCUGAUGCUGUCCAACUACUCACUGUCAAAAAAGAUGAAGGGGAAGAAGCAGGGGGCUCAAACGGGGCUGGCGACCACCAGGAGCCCAGCUGGGAUAGUGGAGAAGCAGCACCCAAAGAAGGCGAACUAAAGCAGCCCGUCGAGAAGCCUGAAGAAACCCCAAGGCCUGAGCAGAGCAGCACAGAAACCCCUCCUCAAGCUGAGUCUGGCCCCGUAGCAGAGGGGGGCAAAGAGGAAGGAGAAGAAAAACCAGAAAAAGAGCCCAGCAAGCCUGCAGAAUCCCCGACCAGCCCCAUGACCAGUGAAACAGCAUCACCCUUCAAAAAAUUCUUCACUCAAGGUUGGGCUGGCUGGCGGAAAAAGACCAGUUUCAGGAAGCCCAAGGAGGAUGAGCUAGAAGCUUCAGAGAAGAAAAAGGAGUCAGAGCCAGAAAAAGGAGAUACAGAGGACAAAGAGAAGACAGAAGACACCUGCGAGAAACUGACCGCGUCCGAGCAGCCUGGUCCGCAGGAGCCACUGGAGAGCAGCCAGGAGGCCAGGCUGUCCGCCGACUACGAGAAAGUGGAGCUGCCCUCGGAGGAUCCGGGUGACGACCUGCAGGGACCUUCCGAAGAGAAAUCAGCUCCCCUGGCAACAGAAGUAUUUGAUGAAAGCGUAGAUGUGCACCAGGAAGUGGUAGCAGAGGUGCAUGUCGACACCUCGGAGCAGAAAACUGGGGAGCAGAAAGCGGAGGAGGAAGAAGCAGGAUCUUUGCCCCCAGAAAAGUUCGUUGAAACAGAGGCUGAACUUCAGGAAGCAGAACCUGCCGAGGAGCUGGGGAAGACCAGAGAGGUCUGUGCCCCAGGAGGGGACCACCUCCAGCAAGCCGAGUUAAGCCCCGAUGACAAGGCGUUGUCGAAGCACCCUGAUGGCGUCGUCACUGAGGUGGAAAUACUGUCAUCACAGGAGAGGAUCAAGGUGCAGGGAAGCCCUUUAAAGAAGCUGUUCAGUAGCACUGGCUUAAAGAAGCUUUCUGGAAAGAAACACAAGAGACGAGGAGGAGGAGACGAGGAGUCCGGGGAGCACAACCAGGUUCCCGCGGAGUCCCCAGAUAGCACUGACGAGCAGAAGGGGGACAGCUCCGCAUCCUCCCCUGAGGAGCCAGAGGAGAUCACGUGUCUGGAGCGAGGGAUCACAGAGGCACCCCAGGAUGCUGAAGCAGAAGAAGGGGCGACCUCUGAUGGAGAGAAAAGAAGAGAAGGGGUGACUCCCUGGGCAUCUUUCAAAAAGAUGGUGACACCCAAGAAACGCGUGCGAAGGCCGUCGGAAAGCGAUAAAGAGGACGAGGUGGACAAGGUGAAGAGCGCCACCUUGUCUUCCACAGAGAGCGCAGCCUCAGAAAUGCCGGAGGAAACGAAACGCCAGGGGGACGAGCCAAAGCCAGAAGAACCAAAGCGCAGGGUCGACACCUCUGUGUCCUGGGAAGCCUUGAUCUGUGUGGGGUCCUCCAAGAAAAGAGCACGGAAAGCAUCAUCCUCCGAUGAGGAGGGGGGCCCCAAGACGGCGGGAGACAGCCAGAAAGCGGAUGACGCUGCAAAAGACAGAGACGCAGGGACAGACGCCACUCUCCCUAGUUCCCAAGAACACGAUCAAGGGCAAGGAAGUUCCUCACCUGAGCAGGCCGGAAGCCCUUCGGAAGGAGAGGGCGUUUCCACCUGGGAGUCAUUUAAACGAUUAGUCACUGCCAGAAAAAAGUCCAAGUCCAAAAUGGAGGAGAAAAACGAAGACUCUGUAGCUGGAUCUGGUCUCGAACACUCAGCUUCAGAUGCCGAACCUGGGAGAGAAGAGUCUUGGGUUUCAAUUAAGAAAUUUAUUCCGGGACGAAGGAAGAAAAGGGCAGAUGGAAAACAAGAGCAAACCACUGUGGAAGAGACCGGGCCCACAGAGGUCAACGAGGAUGAUUCCGAUGUCCCCGCUGUCGUCCCUCUGUCCGAGUAUGACGCCGUAGAAAGGGAGAAAAUGGAAGCCCAGCAAGCCCAGGAAGGGGUGGAGAAGCCCGAGCAAAAGGUAGCUGUUUACGUGUCUGAGGAGCUCAGUAAGACCCUGGUGCAUACAGUGGCUGUGGCGGUGGUCGAUGGGACAAGGGCAGUCACCAGUAUUGAAGAAAGGUCCCCCUCCUGGAUUUCUGCUUCAGUGACAGGACCCCUGGAACUAGCAGAAGACGAAACCAGACCAUUAACUGGCAAGGUCGUGGUAGGAGAAACCAUCGCAGAAGAGCCCCUCCUGGUUACCAAAACUUUGCCAGAGAGCAGAGAUGCCCGUGGUGACGUGGUUGUGAGCGAGGGGGGAUUACCUGCUGCCAUCUCGACAGCUGCAGAAACCACAGGGGCAUUUGGUCCUGAAGAAGUCACUGAAGCUUCUGGCGCCGAAGAAACCACAGAGAUGGUGUCGGCUGUUUCCCAGCUCACCGACUCCCCAAAUACCACAGAGGAAGCCACACCAGUUCAGGAGGUUGAAGAUGGCGUCCCAGACACAGAAGACCGAGAGAGGCGGACGCAAGAAGUCCUGCAGGCGGUUGCAGAAAAAGUGAAGGAGUCCCAGCUGCUCGACACCCGUGGGCCAGAAGACACGGUUCAGACCACGCGGAAAGGAGAGUCAGAAACGGAAGAGGAUUCUGGAGCGCUAGAUCCGAAGAAGGAGAUGGGUGUCAUGUUGAUGGUGCAGGGACAAGAAACUCAAGCCGAGGAUUUAACACCGGGGGCCACCCCAGAAAGCUCUGAUAAAGCCCCGCAAGUCACAGAGACUCUAGAAUCCAGUGAGCUUGUACCUACGUGUCCAGCCGAACCUUUGGCAGAGGCAAAAUUGCAGGAGAUUGUGGUAGAACAGGCCAUUCCCCCUGACUCAGCUGAAACCCUUAUGGACAGUGAGACCAAUGGAAGCACCCGAGUAGCAGAGUCUGAACCUCUGGGUACAACACAGCACGACAAAAUCAUGGACAUCCAUGAAGACAGUGACGUUGCACCUGACACCCAGUCUCGGGACACAGAAGCAGAGGAGGUUCCAGCACAGGAAGAGAGAGCUCCAGCGCCUUCUGGUUUUCCAUCCCAGGAAGAAAAUCAGGAACAGUCCAAAGCGGAAGAAAUUCUAGAACAUACAGAUAGCGAGUUAUCAGUGGACCCUGUACCCAUUCUGUCAAAGGCUGAGCUGACUCAAGAGGCUGGCCGGUGUGCUGAUGAGGACACCCAAGAUGGACCGUCUGCCGGAGGACCCGAGGUGCCUGUGGACACAGUUGCGGUCAGUCAGGAGAAGGUAUCUGAGGUCGUGCUUAAAGAUGAAGCGACUGAAGAAGCUGAGUGUCAAAAGAAUGACAGUAUCGAACACCAGAGUCGUCGUCCUUCAACCCCAGUGGUGGGAGAGGUGGGAGUUGAAGUGGAAAGGGAGAAAGUGGAAGCCAAGCCAACCCCAGUGAGUGAAGAGAAGGUUGAGCGGAAACCAGCUGUUACUGUAUCUGAAGAGAGCAGUAAGGAGCUCGUCCAGACGCUUCGUGUGGCCACCAUAGACGGGGAGAAGGAAGUGCACAGCUUCGAAGGGAGCCUUCCUCAGUGCCUCGAGGAGGCAGCAUGCACCGGAAUUCAAAUUCAGAGCUCCGAGGAAUCAUUCGCCCUAACAGCUGCAGCAGUGGAGGAGAAAGUCUUAGGAGAGACGGUCAGAAUUUUAGAAACAGGUGAAACGUUGCAGUUGGCAGGCGCGCAUUUAGUACUGGAAGAGAAAUCCUCUGAAAAAGAUGAAGAUGUCACUGCUUGGGCAGGAGAAGAUGCUGCGUCCACACGGCCUGAGUCUCAGGCGGAAUCCACACCACCUGUAGCCUUGUGCACUCCUGAGAAGGGCCCAGGCUGUCACCUGGAAGGAGAGAAAACCACGUCACAGAAGCAGAAGACAGAGGAAAUCGACGAGGAGGUGGUUUGUCAGGAAGUCAACGUGAGUGUAACGAGAGAGGAAGCUUUAAAGGCUGAAUGUGAGAUUUUGGAACUUGAGACCAAGAGCAAUAAACUCGUCCAAAACAUCAUUCAGACGGCCGUUGACCAGUUUGUACGCACGGAAGAAACGGCUCCUGAGACGUUUCCCUCUACUGCCCAGGCUCAGGCUCAGGCUCAGGUUCCCCUGAUGAACUCCGACAGCCAGGGAGCUAGACAGAAAAUGGACAAGGAAGGAUGUGCGGGCCAGGCCCCUGCACAGGAUGGAACAUGGAGUGUUCCAGGCAGAGAGCAGUCGGAGCUCCCCACCCUGGGACAGAUUCAGGCCGAUGUCUCCAAAGAAGCAAGUGAAGCUUCAGAACAGCUCAUGACUGAUGAGUUGGAAAGUUCCAGUGUAAAUGACAAGCAGCUCGAAGAGGCUGUUCUCCCAUCCAAAGCAGAGGGAGGCAGAAGCGGAACAGAGGCUGUGUCAGAAGACGAUAGUCGCACCAUGCUAGGAGAAAUGGCAGAGAAGCCACUAUGUGAAUCCAAAGAAGACAAAAAUGAUGAGGCCCUUGACGACCCUGAGAUCCCAAGCUCAGCCCUGGCAGAUCCUGAUGCCUCAGGAGGUUUAACCAAAGAGUCCCCAGAUGCAAACGGACCAAAACUAACAGAGGAGGACGCCCCCCAGGAAGUGGAACUUCAGGAAGGCAAAGUGUACAGUGAGUCAGAAGACGGCGAGACCAGAGCCCACGCCCAGGAGGAGACACAGAAACCAGAGAGAGAGUCAGCCACAGCAGAACUCGCCGAAUCCUAAAGCAUCAUUUACACGUGUAUAUUUGCAAGACCAGGAUGCAAAGACAAGUAGAAGAACACGAAUGCUGCUGAAGAAAGUCGAGAGCACUAUUUCUGAACUCGGAGAGCCAGAGAGCAGGCGCAUCCGCUCAAUCGCGUUCCUGGAGGGCCCCGACAAUCCUGAGGCAUCCUCAGGAGCCAUAGCCGUCUAACACUUCCUCGUUUCAAGACCACGCUAUUCCUGUUUCCCCUGACACCAUACAAUGUUUCUGAUUUAAGGGCCUAACUUCUUAACCCGAAAUGGGAGUUGGCAAUACCUAGUUCUACUUCUCAAACUGGAGCAUCAUUCUUUAUGUAUUUAUGUGUAUGUUUUCAGUAAUCCUCCUUCUGUAUCUAUUGUAUAUUUUUCUUAAUGUUUAGGGAAAUGUGCAGGAUAGUCCCCUGCCUUUUGUAUCCCGCAGUAUAUGACAGGGCCUGCAGCCAUGGCGAAGCCUUGGGAAGCUUUAAGCCUCGAUUAGGACCUGUGAAAAGCAGAGCUUCCUAGAAAUAACAUUCGUGAUCAGAAGGUACAAUUUUUAUUUUCGAAUUCACUGAUGCCUAGGUCUAUGUUUAGUCGUACUCUGAAAUUGGUCACUUUCCUACUAUGCAGCGUCCUAAAAAUAAACAUUUUGAAAUGGACAGAAUGUUCUACUGUUACUGUGAACUUUUUCUUUUUGCGUCUAGUGGAGGUCAGAAAGAAAUUUUUUUUUUCCAUGGUGGAUUAACUUUCAAGUCUUUUCUUCUAAUUGUUGUUGUUUGGACAGAUGAGGGAGCUUGAUCCUGAGGCAAAGUAGUGCAGUAUUUUUCAUGUGAAGAGGAGAACUGACUGCUGCGAGGGUCUGCGUCUUCUCUUAGAUGCUGGAGCGCGUUUUACAAGCAGCGCCAAAGAAGUCAGGGUCCUUACAGGUGGUUUUUUGAUGGAUACCGGAUUGCGUCUGUGCCGUAUUUCUGCCCAUUCUUGGAAGAACAGUGUGCGUUCUGUUCAUUUAGACAAACUGUGAUUUGACAACUGGUUUAAAUAAAGCAUUUGCUUCACA
This is a messenger RNA of Tupaia belangeri chinensis (Chinese tree shrew), 6242 nucleotides long. RefSeq names its product A-kinase anchoring protein 12 (gene AKAP12). The coding region runs from base 236 to 5188 and encodes 1650 amino acids. Gene Ontology annotation, molecular function: calmodulin binding; protein kinase A binding. Gene Ontology annotation, cellular component: cytoplasm. Gene Ontology annotation, biological process: signal transduction; regulation of protein kinase C signaling. NCBI's taxonomy places the organism in Eukaryota, Metazoa, Chordata, Mammalia, Scandentia, Tupaiidae. The transcript is spliced from 4 exons. The record is from RefSeq and is a predicted model, not a curated record.